AUGAGUGGAUGUCCGUACUUUGAGAAGAGGCAUUUGUUAUUCAAAAACAAGCCUCCCAAUCCGGAGGAGGGUGAGGAUGCCUCUCAGGCAGGGGUUAACAAGGCUAGUAAAGGAGGAAUCAUCUAUGGAGACUAUUUGCAGCUGGACAAAAUCAUCUCAGCCCAGGUGUUGCAGAGUGAAGUGAAGGGUAAUAAGAUCCAUGAUGAGCACCUCUUCAUCGUCACCCAUCAAGCCUAUGAACUGUGGUUCAAACAGAUUUUGUUCGAACUGGAUUCAGUGCGACACAUCUUCAUCAGUGGACACGUCCGAGAUGAACGCAACAUGCUCAAAGUCAACACUCGCAUCCACAGGAUCGUGAUGAUCUUCAGACUGUUGGUCGACCAGUUUUCCGUUUUGGAAACAAUGACAGCCUUGGACUUUUUUGACUUUAGGGAAUACCUGGCCCCUGCCUCUGGAUUCCAAAGCCUUCAGUUUCGCAUCUUGGAGAACAAAAUCGGGGUCCCGGACAACCUGAGGGUCCCGUACAACAGACGCCAUUACAGGGACACUUUCAAAGGUCAUGAAAGUGAGAUGCUGCUCGCCACUGAACAGGAGCCGACGCUCAUAAAGCUGGUGGAGGAGUGGCUGGAGAGAACUCCGGGCCUGGAGGUGGAUGGAUUCAAUUUCUGGGAAAGGCUGGAAAUCAAUAUUUUUGAUGGGCUGACUAAGGAGAAGGAGAAAAUCGAGAUAAUGGAAGACUCUGAGGACAAAGAGGAGCUGAUGGCUGAGCUGGUCAAACAGAAAGAGACGUUCACUUCUCUGUUUGAUGAAAAGCGUCACGACCAUCUCCUUAGCAAAGGUGAGAGGCGGCUCUCUUACAAGGCUCUCCAAGGUGCCCUGAUGAUCUACUUUUACAGGGAAGAGCCGAGGUUCCAGGUUCCUUUCCAGCUGCUCACGUCCCUCAUGGAUAUCGACACCCUCAUGACAAAAUGGCGAUACAAUCACGUAUGCAUGGUGCAUCGUAUGAUCGGCAGCAAAGCCGGCACAGGGGGCUCAUCAGGCUACCACUACCUGAGAUCUACUGUCAGUGACCGCUACAAAGUGUUUGUGGAUCUGUUCAAUCUAGCAACGUUCCUGGUGCCUCGCCACUGGGUGCCCAAGCUGAAUCCAAACAUCCAUAAGUUCCUGUACAUGGCCGAAUGCUGCGACAGCUCCUACUGCAGCAGUGAAGACUCAGACUAG
Cottoperca gobio is the source of this 1221-nucleotide messenger RNA. RefSeq names its product tryptophan 2,3-dioxygenase a (gene tdo2a). Lineage: Eukaryota; Metazoa; Chordata; Actinopteri; Perciformes; Bovichtidae. The record is from RefSeq and is a predicted model, not a curated record. Gene Ontology annotation, molecular function: heme binding; L-tryptophan 2,3-dioxygenase activity; metal ion binding. The transcript has 12 exons. The coding region runs from base 1 to 1221 and encodes 406 amino acids.